AUGUCUGCACAGUCGCGCUGGGCAGACGACGACCCAGAAACUGAGGCAAUUAUCGCGCAACGCAAGCGCGAAAAGGAAGAAAAGAAACGCGCCAAAGCUGAGAAGCAGCGCCAACUCGAGGCCAGCAAAGCUCAGACGACAGCACAAUCUGCCGAUGGCGCCCAGGGGCCCAAUGGGGAAUCAGGACCUCCGAAAAAGCGCCGCAGACUUUCGAAUGAUCCCGAUGCGCCCGACGCUGGUGAGAUCCCACAGAACGAUGAGCAGAAGGGGCAGAAGAAGCGGUCGACUUUGCUGCGGUUCCCUGUGCGCGAAUGGGGAACUUGCAGGCAUGUGAACAACUUCGAGCGAUUGAAUCAUAUCGAGGAAGGCUCGUAUGGAUGGGUUUCUCGGGCCAAGGAUAUCACAACGGGCGAGGUGGUCGCGCUGAAGAAAUUGAAGAUCGAGAAUGCGCCGGACGGGUUCCCGGUCACUGGACUGCGGGAGAUUCAGACACUCUUGGAGGCUCGGCAUCCAAAUGUGGUUUAUCUUCGAGAAGUGGUUAUGGGGAACAAGAUGGACGAUGUAUUCCUAGUAAUGGACUUCCUCGAACACGACCUCAAAACCCUCCUCGACGACAUGCGCGAGCCAUUUUUGCCCUCGGAGAUCAAGACACUUCUCCUACAAGUCGUGGGCGGCCUUGAAUUCCUACAUUCCCAGUGGAUUAUGCACCGCGAUCUCAAAACAUCAAACCUCCUCAUGAACAACCGCGGCGAGAUCAAGCUCGCCGAUUUCGGUAUGGCUCGCUACUACGGUGAUCCGCCACCCAAGUUGACCCAGCUCGUCGUCACACUAUGGUACCGCUCACCAGAGCUACUACUAGGUGCCGAAAAGUACGGUCCGGAGAUUGACAUGUGGAGUAUUGGGUGUAUCUUCGGUGAACUUCUCACCAAGGAGCCUCUGCUACAGGGCAAGAAUGAAGUUGACCAGGUAUCCAAGAUCUUUGCCUUGACGGGUCCUCCGAACCAGCAGAUUUGGCCGGGCUUUCGCUCUCUGCCAAAUGCCAAAUCAUUGAAGAUACCAUCAACCUCAACUUCGCCAGCCGGGAACCCGCCUCUGUUGCCUCGUUCCAGAUUUCCAUACUUGACCAAUGCAGGCUUAAGUCUGUUGUCUAGUUUAUUGGCACUGAACCCCGUCGUGCGCCCGACUGCACAACAGUGUCUGGCACAUGCUUAUUUCAAGGAAGAUCCACGCCCAAAGCCCAAAGAGAUGUUCCCAACCUACCCUUCUAAAGCAGGAAUGGAGAAACGGAGACGCAAUUACACACCUGAAGCCCCAAAGCGGGGCCAGGAAGCACCCGAGCUGGACUUUGCGAGUGUAUUUGGAGGAGCCCCGGGAGGAGAGUCGGGGGAGACGGGUGCUGGCUUCGCACUGCGUCUAGGAUAG
Messenger RNA from Penicillium atrosanguineum, 1422 nucleotides. RefSeq lists its product as uncharacterized. Lineage: Eukaryota; Fungi; Ascomycota; Eurotiomycetes; Eurotiales; Aspergillaceae. Gene Ontology annotation, cellular component: nucleus. The transcript is spliced from 2 exons. Bases 1 to 1422 code for a protein of 473 amino acids. The record is from RefSeq and is a predicted model, not a curated record. Gene Ontology annotation, biological process: regulation of mitotic cell cycle; protein phosphorylation. Gene Ontology annotation, molecular function: cyclin-dependent protein serine/threonine kinase activity; ATP binding.